This is a messenger RNA of Penicillium salamii, 1158 nucleotides long. The record is from the annotation of a GenBank genome assembly. Lineage: Eukaryota; Fungi; Ascomycota; Eurotiomycetes; Eurotiales; Aspergillaceae.
AUGGGCAAUAAUCCAGUCUUUGCCGUCACAGUGUUCUUCAUUUGGUUUAGAGAGUGUCUGGAGACGACAGUGGUUGUAUCUGUCUUGCUUGCAUUCUUGAAACAGACCCUGAGCGCAGAUGAAGAUCAGGCAACUUACAAGAGACUUGUGCGCCAAGUCUGGGCAGGAUGUGCGUGCGGGCUAUUCCUUUGUCUUGCCGUCGGUGGUGGUAUGAUCGGUGCUUUCUAUGGUCUCGGCACCGAUACUUUCUCCAGCACGGAGGACAUCUGGGAGGGCGUCCUCGGUAUCAUCGCGUCGCUGAUUAUCACCAUCAUGGGCGCUGCUCUUCUGCGCGUUUCUAAGCUCCAAGAAAAAUGGCGCCUUAAGCUAGCUAAGGCUCUCGCGCACGAGAACAACCCCAAUGAAUCGCGCAAGGGUCGGAUAAAGAGAUGGUUAGAAAAGUAUGCCAUGUUCAUUCUGCCCUUUAUUACAGUUCUACGUGAGGGUUUGGAGGCUGUUGUCUAUGUUGGUGGUGUCGGGCUCGGUCUUCCUGCCACCUCUUUCCCCCUAGCUGUGGUCUGUGGCCUUGCAGCUGGAAUUGCGGUGGGAUAUUUGAUCUACCGUGGUGGUCGUGAGACAUCCAUGCAAAUUUUCCUGAUCAUCUCCACGUGCUUCUUGUAUCUCGUCGCGGGUGGUCUCUUCUCGCGUGGCGUGUGGUACUUUGAAAACAACACCUGGAACAAGAUCAUUGGUGGCGAUGCAUCCGAGACUGGCUCUGGUGCAGGCUCUUACAAUAUCAAGCAAAGCGUAUGGCACGUCAACUGCUGCAACCCGGAAUUGGGCGGCGGUGGAGGCUGGGGUAUCUUCAACGCUUUGCUUGGCUGGACCAACUCGGCCACUUACGGAUCUGUGAUUUCUUACAACUUGUACUGGAUCUGUGUAAUGGUCGGUUAUGGUUUGAUGUUCUAUCGGGAACGUCGGGGUUCCCUCCCUAUCAUUGAUCCCGCGAUGGAGAAGGUCACCGGCUACAAGGCCAAGACCAGGGCAUUUAUUCUCCGCAGGCCGUACGAGGAGCCUGCUGUUGCAGGACCUAGUGGUGUUUUCGAGCAUGUUGCUACAGAGAAGCAGAAAGCUUCUGGUGAUGGUGUUUCCACUAUUGUCAAGUCCACUGAAGCUUGA